Gigantopelta aegis is the source of this 1480-nucleotide messenger RNA. RefSeq lists its product as uncharacterized. The record is from RefSeq and is a predicted model, not a curated record. The transcript has 3 exons. The coding region runs from base 335 to 1480 and encodes 381 amino acids. Lineage: Eukaryota; Metazoa; Mollusca; Gastropoda; Neomphalida; Peltospiridae.
AGUUCAGGCGCAAAAACCGACAAACGCCAUUUUGGUCGAAAAUAAACCAUGGCGACCAUUACAUAGUACUGGUGCCGUAUUUACUGACAGCAUAUCUGUUUCUUUGCAAAAGCCGACACCUACUUCAUAAAACCCACAACAAUUCCAUGAUUCGUUUCAGAAACCGACAAGUGACGGGUAUCAUUUUUCGCAAAUACCGACAACUCCAUUUAUCCAAUCUAUACGCCGUAAUUAGUCACGUGAUUCAACAUGGCAGCGCCCAGGAUCCCUCUCAUUACUCACUAAAGUUUCUACGUAUUUUAUCGAAAAUGUCCUUUAAUAAUGGAGAACUUUGAUGACAUUGACGAGACAGUGGUAUUAUCACCAAUUGGGCGUAAACGGGAGAACAAUUCAGGCAAUUCUGGACGCUCCCUUGCAAAAAAACGCGCGACAUAGUGGUGCUGAAAAACCUGCUAGCAUUUCGUGUGUACAUAAUGUACGUAAUGUGUGCUUGGCGACUUCCCUGUCCAAUGAUGAUUUAACCUACGCACAUGAUCGGUUAUAUUCUACUGAAAACAAGGUUACUCAGGAUGCCACCCUGCUUUCUUACAUGGAUAUCGGUAAAUGUGUGCGGAGGCGACCAAGGAUAGACGAUUCUUCUAAAAUUAAGAGGAAUAGAGAAAUUUCAGUGAAGUACUUCACUUUGACUGCAAACAAAGAGAAGAUACCAGUGUGCAAGGCCUCAUUCAUGAGCAUUUUCGGUGUCAAGAAAGAUCGGUUAGCGAAUAUUGCCAAAUAUUGGUCAGAGAAUGGAGUUGCGAGACCAGAACAUCGUGGAGGUGUGCGAAAUGUGGAGAGGAACCUUGCCAGAAAGCAUGCCAUUCGUGACCACAUCACAACGUUCACUUGUCGAGCUAGCCAUUAUGCUCGGCGUGGCGCCCCUGGCCGGAAAUACUUACCAGCCGACCUGAACGUCAAAAAGAUGCACCAAAUGUUUCAGGAUCAGAAUAAUUUACAGAUAUCGUAUUCACUAUACUACAGUACAGCUGCAGCAGCGCAUUGCAAGUCCCAGAGGUCCUUCAAGAUCAGCGACGCCAAGGUCCUACGCAUCAAUUCGGAUCAAGUUGGUUUCAAGCAAGUCUAUGGUGGUGACUUUUGUGAACACGUUAUUCUCAAGAAGGGUAGAAAAUGGGAGAACUUCAAGCCAGCCAUCACUCCCAUGGUCAACUGUGUGAAGCCUGCCAAGAAGUUGAUGUCCUCAAACUUAUUGAUGAGAUUGGUGCAGCUGACACUGUCCGGAUCUUUUAUGAGAAUAUCUUCGCCGAUGUCGGCCAGCGUGACAUUGGCAGACAGGACCUCGAGGAAAGCAGUGAUGAGGACUGAACUGUCAUUGGUUGGUUUCAAGCCAGUGCUACAUUAUAUCCUACUUGAACUUUGUGUGGCGAUACUAGUCACAAACUGUAUAAACCUUAAGAACCUUGACUCUCUUUCAUGGCGGUGA